Molecule: messenger RNA, 366 nt
Organism: Penicillium cataractarum
Lineage: Eukaryota; Fungi; Ascomycota; Eurotiomycetes; Eurotiales; Aspergillaceae
Exons: 2
Coding region: 1-366 (121 amino acids)
Source: RefSeq, a predicted model, not a curated record
AUGACUCAAUAUCCCGAGUAUACGCCCGUGUCCUCGCUGGGCCGGGAACUGGGUAUUAUGUUUGCGUUUAUCGGGGCUUGUGUGGUGACCAUGGUUAUUUACUUGGUUAUUUGGAGACGAGUCCAAUUCCGCACCCAAGAAGAAGACCUCGCCCGCCGCAAAGCCCUGAAAAGCCGCACCGCAGCUCUACCAGAUACCCUAUCCACGACGAAUGGGCUGCAUUUUGAUAGGAAAAUGAGUGCGGUUCCGGGUUAUGGGGGUGACCGUGUUUAUGAGAAGGUGGUUGAUCGAUAUGGAAUAUCUGGGGAUCGGGUUAAUGGGUUGGGAUUGGGGAUGGGAAGGAAAGGGAGAGGGGAUCUUUUGUGA